AUGCCCGCCCGGGACAAAGAUGCACAUAUUGGAUCUGGGAUCCUUCGAGGUGGAAAUACAAGUAGGCUCAGCGAACUGAACCCGGAAAACAAACGGCGUGAUAUGAUCGUACUCGCUGCUCUCAUUGAGUACCCAGGCGUGGGUCUCAUUUUAUUCGAGACGGGAUGCGCCGAGGAUCUGAAAGUAAAAUGGGGCGCUCCCAUAACUGACAUUUUUGCCCGAACCAAGUACACCGAAAAUAACAAACUCCCCGCAGCCAUCAAAGCAACCGGAAACGACAUCAAAGACGUGAAGGCCGUUAUCAUGGGCCAUCUCCACUUGGACCAUGCGGGCGGCCUAGAACAUUUCGUGGGCACAGACGUACCGAUAUACGUCCACGAGGAAGAGUUCAAACAUGCCUGCUGGGCCGUCGGAACAGGUGCCGAUCUAGGCGUUUACCUAGGCCAUUACAUGCUCCUGGAGAAGUUGAAUUGGAAUACCUUCACAGAGUCCCAUCUGGAUCUGUUCCAGGGUAUCAUUCUGCAUCAUGCGCCGGGGCAUACGCCUGGUCUUUGUAUGAUGCAGAUUAAUCUUGAGCAGGACGGGGCUUUUAUCUGGACGACUGAUCAGUUUCAUGUCGUCGAGAAUUAUGAAUUGGGACAUCCGCAAGGAGGACUUGCGCGGGAUCAUACGCAGUGGUAUCGCAGUCUUAAUCUGACUCGGAGGUUGCAGCGGUUGUAUAAUGCUAGGCUUGUUUUUGGGCAUGAUAAAGAUGUGGCUGCCAAGUUAAUGGAGAAGGGGUUUUAUACAUAG
Aspergillus chevalieri is the source of this 792-nucleotide messenger RNA. Its product is annotated as N-acyl homoserine lactonase family protein. Lineage: Eukaryota; Fungi; Ascomycota; Eurotiomycetes; Eurotiales; Aspergillaceae. The transcript has 3 exons. The coding region runs from base 1 to 792 and encodes 263 amino acids. The record is from RefSeq and is a predicted model, not a curated record.